UGCAGCUGAUGGUGUGCCGCUCACAGCGCUGCGGGACGGAGUCUGAGCGCAGCUCCGCGGUCAGCAUGAGGAGGAUGAGGAUGGAUUAGAACCGAUGAAGAAUGAUGGUGUUUUUAUCAGAACAUUCACGUUCAUGACAGCAGGAGUGAUUUAUUCCUGUCUGAUGCAGGACUCAAGGACAUUGAGAGGUGAUAAUUUGACCUGGAUGUUGCGGCGGCUCAAAUACACGGAUCAGUUACUCACAACUGCACAAGAAACAAACAAUAAAAGUGAGCUUCUUCCAUUUCAACAUAAAAGACAAACUCAGAGCAUACCAAAUCAACCUCACUCCUGUCGGACACUAUCUAGUGUGUUAUUUUGAGGGUUCAUGUCGUGCUGGCCGCUCGUGUGGAUUGUGAUGGGUUGUAUUCAGAGUAUCAGGUGUAAACCCAAGAGUUUCCGGGAAAGCAUCGUGGUUCUGGAGGUGAACUCGUCCAUUGACUCGAACCCCACCAGCAUCGACGAGUCCUCCAGCGUGGUGCUGCGCUACCGCACGCCGCAUUUCCGCGCGUCGGCUCGGGUGCUGGUGCCGCCGGUGGCCGCUAAAGAGAGCUGGACGAUCGGCUGGAUUCAGGCGUGCAAUCACAUGGAGUUUCACAACAAAUACGGAGCCAGAGGGAUGUCGAGCUGGGAGCUCCCGGAUCUUCGAGAUGGAAAGAUCAAAGCUAUCAGCGACUCGGACGGCGUCAACUACCCAUGGUACGGCAACACCACCGAGACGUGCACCGUGGUGGGACCCACCAAGAAGGACACCAAGUUCACCGUCAGCAUGAAUGACAAUUUCUACCCGAGCGUGACAUGGGGCGUGCCCGUCAGUGACAGUAAUGUACCCAUGCUGAGCAGCAUCUGGAGGGACCAGAGCUUCAUCACGUGGCUGGUGGCCAUCAACCAGGCAUCAGGUGAGAUCCUGGUGCUGCAGACAGUGCGCUGGCGCAUGCGUUUGCAAAUCGAGGUGGAUUCGGACAAACCACUUGGCCAGAGGGCGAAGCUGCGCGAGCCGAUAGCCCAGGAGCAACCGCAGGUGCUCAGCAAGAAUGAACCCAUCCCACCCAAUGCCAUGAUCAAACCCAAUGCCAACGAUGCUCAGGUCCUGAUGUGGCGCCCCAGGACUGGUGACGCGGUGGUGGUCAUCCCGCCCAAACAGUGAACCACUUUUCUAAUGAGAUUGAGUACAAAUAAACACUUGCUUCCGUUGAUAUGAAGGGUCAUGAAUCUGAAACAAAGUGCAAACAAACCGCUCUACCUGCAGACUGGCUCGGGAUCACUGUGCUAAAAGAGAUUUUUAUGCUUUUUUAUGUUGUUUGGGAAUAUUGUUUUAUAGCCAUGCAUUAUAAUAACUGGCUAACUGGAAUACAUGUGCACAUAUGGCAAGCCGAAUUGACAUAAUCAUGUGCAGGAAAUGAAUUGUAGAUAUCUGUAAUAAAAUGUUCUCUAGUUAAAAUGCUAAUUCUUGAUACUAGCAAUGGAGUUACUAUUAGUAAAAAUGCAACUUUUGAUAUCAUUUAUUAGGUGUGCACUAGUAAAAAUGUUAAUUCUUGAUAAGAAAACUGAUGUCUUUACUCGCAAAAAUGCAAAAAACAAAAAAACAAACAAAAAAAAAAAGUACAAAAAUGAUUCCUGAUAUCAGUAAUUGAAUUUUCACAAGUAAAAUUUCACAAUGAUCUGUCAUUCCCUUCUGUUCAAAAUGCAAUUACAGAUAUAUUUUAUUUAUUUCAUACUAGUUGAAAUUCUAAAUACACAUAUUAGUUAUGUAAAUUAACUUGAACAUGUUAGAUUCAGUAUUUCAGAUAUCUGGAAAUGGAUUCAAGAUAUCAUUAAAUUGAAGAGUAAUUAAAUAAUUAAUUUCAAUAAAGCUUUCUUAGCAGUUACAAUCACAUUUUAAACAUCAGAUAUUAACAUUGUUACUAGUGAAAACCAAAUAACCAAUAUAAAAAAUGACCAUUUUUACUAGUUGUAAUUCAAUUGUUGAUAUCAGGAAUGGACAUUUGCACUUGUAAAAAUGUAAUGUCAUUGAUCUCAAAAAGGAUCAUUUUUACUAGUGAGAAGUGCAUUGCUGAUAUGUGCAUUUGGAAUUUCAACUAGUAAAAACAUUCAUUAUAGAUAUCUGUAAUUGUGUUUCAAACAGAAAUGAAUGACAGAUCAUUGCAAAAUUGCAGUUACAGAUAUCAAACAUAAUGUUUUUACUAAUGCAAACCUUAUUUCUGAUUUAAAAAAAAAAUGGCAUUAUCAUUAGUAAAAAAUCCAUUCCCGAUUUGAAGAAUUAACGUUUUAACUAGUGACAAUUGAAUGAUAGAUAUCUAUAAUUCAUAUCCUGCUCGUGACUAAAUGUCAAAGGGGCUAGCGAUAGUGCAUGUUUAUAUGCGAGUCAUAUUUAAUAUUGUGGCAUAUUUCAAAUGAAAAGUGUCACUUUUUGACGUCAAACAUGCAGGACAUUGGAUUCACGCUGCCUUAAGUUUACAUUGCUUU
Molecule: messenger RNA, 2505 nt
Organism: Myxocyprinus asiaticus (Chinese sucker)
Lineage: Eukaryota; Metazoa; Chordata; Actinopteri; Cypriniformes; Catostomidae
Product: protein FAM78A-like
Exons: 3
Coding region: 368-1186 (272 amino acids)
Source: RefSeq, a predicted model, not a curated record